Molecule: messenger RNA, 3541 nt
Organism: Bipolaris sorokiniana ND90Pr
Lineage: Eukaryota; Fungi; Ascomycota; Dothideomycetes; Pleosporales; Pleosporaceae
Exons: 2
Coding region: 161-3205 (1014 amino acids)
Molecular function (GO): protein binding
Source: RefSeq, a predicted model, not a curated record
CGGUCCUAUAGCCUUAUUGCUAUCCUGCUCUGCUGCUCGGGCAGAUUUUCGCCGUCAAACACAGAGCCCAUCUACCUCCAGCUUCCCUCAUAUCAGGCUGCCGACUUCAGCCUCUUGUCUCCCCAAACGCAUUCGUCUACCGCCAGGUCUGUCCGAGUCAAUGCGCCUUCUCACGUAUGACGAAGAUGGCAAGCUUAGCAUUAAGCGCUUCGACGCCCAACAGGUGCCUCGUUAUGCGAUACUGUCUCACACCUGGGGAGAAGAGGAUGAGGAGGUGACCUUUUCGAAUAUCAUCAACGGUGAUGGUUUGAACAAGGCGGGCUACAAGAAGAUUCAUUUCUGCGGUACACAGGCACGGCGCGAUGGUCUGCAGUACUUCUGGGUCGACAGCUGCUGCAUCGACACGACGGACAAGGCUGAGCACUCGCACGCCAUCCGAUCAAUGUUUCGCUGGUAUCAAGCUGCAGAGAGAUGUUAUGUUUAUCUAUUGGACGUACGUGGUUCCUUGUGGGAGUCUGCGUUCAGGUCAAGCCGUUGGUUUACACGCGGAUGGACGCUUCAAGAGCUUCUCGCACCAAACAUAGUCGAGUUCUUUUCCGCAGAUGGUGAGAAGCUAGGCGACAAGAGUUCGCUGAAGUCGCUAAUCCACAAAACAACGGGUAUUGCUCUUGAAGCUCUUGCAGGAGUUCCUCUUGCCCAAUUCGAAAUUGACGAGCGGCUGCGAUGGGCAGCAAACAGGGUAACAAAGGUUAAAGAAGAUAAGGCAUACGCACUGCUGGGUCUUUGUGACGUGGAUAUUGCGCCUCUGUAUGGAGAAGGCGAACAGGAAGCAUUCAGACGGCUUGAUAAUGAGAUUGAAAAGCUAAGAACCUGCAUACGUGAUUUGCGUCCUACCGAUCCUCGCAAAGAUAAGAAGCGAAUCGAGCAGACAAAAGGUGGACUACUCGUAGACUCCUACCGAUGGAUUCUUGACAAUGAGACCUUCCAGCAGUGGCAGAAAGAGUCAGAGAGCCGAUUGCUUUGGGUGAAAGGCGAUGCUGGAAAAGGCAAAACGAUGUUGCUCUGCGGCAUCAUCAACGAAUUACAGAAGGCAGCAAACAACACCUUUACUGUCUCCUACUUCUUCUGCCAAGCGACUGACUCACGCAUCAACUCUGCUACGGCUGUGCUGCGAGGCCUGUUGUACAUGCUCGUGGAGCAGCAACCGGCGCUGGUAUCGUAUGUCCGCAAGAAGCACGAUCGUGCAGGCGAAAGCUUGUUCAACGAUGCAAAUGCCUGGGUAACCUUGACAGAAAUCUUCGAGGAGGUGCUACGAGAGCCCAGCUUGCGCCAGACAUACUUCAUGAUCGAUGCGCUGGACGAGUGCACCACUGAUUUGCCGAAGCUACUAGACUUUAUCGCAAAGCACUCGUCGGCAUCUUCUCGCGUCAAGUGGAUUGUGUCUAGUCGCAACUGGCCUGAUAUCGAAACACAACUAGACCGAGCAGGACAGAAAGUGAAGCUUAGCCUUGAGCUGAACGCGGGUUCGAUUGCAGCAGCAGUCAACAUCUUCAUUCGCCAAAAGGUUGACGAAUUAACGCAGGAAAAGCGAUACAAUCUAGAGCUUCGGAAUGCCAUGCUUCAGCAUCUAACGUCCAACGCAAACGAUACCUUUCUCUGGGUAGCUUUAGUGUGCCAAGAUCUAGAUGCAACAGCGCCCCGGCACGUACGAAGGAAGCUAGCCUUGUUCCCGCCUGGGCUAGACGCUUUGUACGAGCAAAUGAUGCACCAGAUAAGCGUGUCUGACGACGCUAAGAUCUGUCGCCAGGUUCUGGCUGCGAUGGCGAUCUGUUACCGACCUGUCGCGAUCUGUGAAUUGAUCACGCUUGUCGAAGAGCCAGAUGAGUUUGUUGACGACUUUGAAUCAGUACGGGAGAUUAUUGGCUCCUGCAGAUCGUUCCUGAGUCUGCGGGCGGACACAGUCUAUUUUGUCCAUCAGUCUGCACAGGACUUCCUCUUGAAACAAGCGUAUGAUACGAUCUUCCCACAAGGCAACAAAUAUAUCCAUCAGGCGAUAUUUUCGAAGUCGCUAGCAAUUAUUUCCAGGUCAUUGUGUAGAGACAUGUACAACCUAACCUUAUCAGAUGGCAUAGCCGCGUUAGGUUUCCCGGUUCAGAGCUUUGAAACGCCUGAUCCGGACCCAUUGAUGGCACUGCGCUACCCAUGUGUCUACUGGAUUGACUAUCUCUGCAAGUCAGAGCCUGAGUUUGGCCCCGACAGAGUUAAUAGCCACCAAGUAAAAGAGAAGCUUAUCAAGUUUUUUAAAGAGAAGUAUCCCUACUGGCUAGAAGGGCUCAGUCUUUGCAAGAGCAUAGAAAAAGGCGUUGUUUCAAUGACAAAGCUGUGGACCUUAUUGCAGGAGGUACGUGAUGAAGGCGAACUUACUCAGCUUGUCCAAGAUGCACGGAGGUUUACAAUGUAUCAUAAAGGAGCCAUCGAGGCGUAUCCUCUGCAAACAUAUGCUUCUGCGUUGUUGUUCAGUCCAACAGGGAGUCUAACCAGAAGGUUGUUUCAGCACGAAGAGCCUAAGGAAAUAAAUAUCAAGCCAGCGUUAAGCAAGAGCUGGAGUGCAUGCCUGCAGACGCUCGAGGGCCACAGCGAUUCGGUCUACUCAGUGGCCUUCUCGCCCGACUCGGCGAGGCUGGCAUCGGGCUCGGACGACAGGACGGUCAAGAUCUGGGAUGCUCACAGUGGAGCGUGCCUGCAUACGCUCAAGGGCCACAGCAGUUAUGUCAGCGCAGUAGCCUUCUCGCCCGACUCGGCGAGGCUGGCAUCGGCGUCAAAUGACAGGACAGUCAAGAUCUGGGAUGCUCACAGCGGAGCGUUUCUGCAGACCCUCAAGGGCCAUAGCAGUCCGGUCUACUCAGUGGCCUUCUCGCCCGACUCGGCGAGGCUGGCAUCGGCGUCGAAUGACAGGACAGUCAAGAUCUGGGAUGCUCACAGCGGAGCGUGCCUGCAUACGCUCAAGGGCCAUAGCCGUUGGGUCUACUCAGUAGCCUUCUCGCCCGACUCAGCGAGGCUGGCGUCGGGGUCGUGGGACAUGACGGCCAAGAUCUGGGAUGCUCACAGCGGAGCGUGCCUGCAAACGCUCGAGAAACAAAGAAACCCUGACCUUCCGUCCAUCCUUGCGACACAACGCUGUAACGAAGAUGUCGACAAAGGCUAGCAGUCUUUACAUCAUGAUACCACUAUCAAUGUACAUACUGUCUGGAUUUCCAUUAACUCUAAAAAUGUGCUGUGGGUGCCAUCAGAGUACCGACCAAGCUGUUCCACUGUGUUAGACAAAUCUAUAGGACUAGGUACUGGGCAUGGAAAAGUCUGGAUAGUUCGCGUCAAGUAAUCUGAAGUGUCUGAGAGAUCUCCUUCAUUCUCUCCAUUCUAUUUCUUAUACCUUAGCAUUCAGAGAGGGCUGGGGAUAUACUUGCUUAUAUGCUUUAACUCUUUGCCACAUAGAAUCUUCGAGCAAGUGCUCGUUGUGUGAUCUCAGUACUCUUGAUCGUCG